AUGUCGAAGAGGUCGACUGAACAGCGAUCUCUGGAUUCGUCGGACGAAAAAUGUGCAGCAGCAUCAGCAGCAUCUGCAUCAACGGUCCAACAUGGUCUUCCAGCUCCUCCUGCUUCAUCAAGACCUCCAUCCCGUGUCUCACUUGGACAGCCUAAUCCUGCUGGGUUUGCGGUCGACCUACUGCCGUAUGCCUCAAGACCGGGAGAUUCAAGUACGCUCACCUCGCCCGCCUCAUCGACGACCCGUCUAGCUGGAGUGCACGCUAUUCUGAACCCGCCACACGGCGACGAGCUGAACCCGGGACGAAGACGCAAGGCUCAUGAGUUGGAAUCACCUUUCCCUACCGGUCAAGCACUACCACCUAUAGCGAUGGGCGGGCAGUCUGCACGUGCUACGCCCGUAUUGGGUCGUGCUUCACCGAUCAUGUCCUUCGGCGGACCUCCAGAGCUAGCUCCACGGCGGAUCUUGACACCAAGAUCUCCGUCUCUACAUCGUGCUGCAAGCCUCGGGCAAUUGCAGCCCCCAGCUAGUACAGUCACUCUUCAGCAGGAGCCCGGGACAGCUGGAGCACCUCCAUUGCCUUUGUCUGUGGGUGUUCCCCGGCCCGCGUACGAUUAUACUAGUGCCACACCAUCAGCAGAGGCGGCGAGGAGAGCAGGCAUGACUGUUGGUCGCAGUACCCGAGCUCCAUCGGGCAGUGCAAGCCCAAGCAGCUCCUAUUCUUCAUACAGCCAGGCAGAGCAGACCUCUCCAGCUAGCCAAGCGAUGGGCCUAUCUGCCGGUGGUCUGAAUAUUGAUCGACAGCGACAUAUGGGUAUUCCGAUCUCGUCAUCCUCCGGCGGGCAAAAUACGUAUCAGAUGAUGACGUUGGAGACCACAUCUGGGACAGUACAAUUGCCUGUCGAUGUUCAAGCUGCGUCAAGAGUUGCCGAUGAGAAACGAAGACGGAACGCUGGGGCUAGUGCACGGUUUCGACAGAGACGGAAGGAGAAGGAAAAGGAAGCGUCGGUCACAAUAGGCAGAUUGGAGCAGCAGGUGAAGGAGUUAGGCGAAGAUGCAGACUUCUAUCGACGCGAGCGUGACUAUCUGAGUGGUAUGCUGUCUCAGGCUCCAGGCGGUGAUCGUCAUUUUCCACGCCCACUAUCACCUCGAAGGCGCCGUUCAUCUUCUGUCAUGGCUGGCCCUAGUGGGGGCGGCGGCACUGGCUACAUGAGUGCAACAGAGUCAGGAGCUCGUAGCCCCGAGCAGAGACGCAACGUGCGAAGGCGGACUUCCACCUUGUCGCUUCCGCAGCCGCCACCACCUCCUUCCCAGUUCGCCGCGCCACAAGCAGGUGGACGUCCUCACGCCAACUAUGCAGCUCCUGGGCUGUUUGGCGCAGACCCUCUGGUUCAGCAGACCACACAGAUGCGACGACCAUCUGGUCCCUUACCGCCUGCGCUCGCAAGAGAGUCGCUACCGACAUCGACAGUAUUGCCUCCGAUGCAACAUGGACCGCCUGCGCCGGCAUCUGCAGACACGCGAAGCCAGCCACAGACAGGACCGUGGAACCCUUUCGCUACUGAGCGGCGAUCUACGGGGUUUGGAGAUCCACGUGACUCACGUUGA
Messenger RNA from Recurvomyces mirabilis, 1608 nucleotides. RefSeq lists its product as uncharacterized. Gene Ontology annotation, molecular function: DNA-binding transcription factor activity. The transcript has 2 exons. The record is from RefSeq and is a predicted model, not a curated record. The coding region runs from base 1 to 1608 and encodes 535 amino acids. Lineage: Eukaryota; Fungi; Ascomycota; Dothideomycetes; Mycosphaerellales; Teratosphaeriaceae. Gene Ontology annotation, biological process: regulation of DNA-templated transcription.